CCUCCGCCCGUUGCCAUGGCAACUGCAUCCACAGGAGGAAUGACUUCCUCUCGCUUCUAUGAUUAUGGUAGUUCCAAGACAUCAGACAGAAGCAAUGGCUCCCUUUACACCUCUCUGUUUUCCGAUGAACUCUAUACAGCACCUCAAGAUUCCUCUUAUUUCACUGGCAAUCUUUCCAUGGAGGACAACCAUAUUACCCCUUCAGAGAGCACUGAGGGAAUUCAUGCCCAAGGUGGUCUGUUUAGCUCUGAUUCAGGAAUAGAGAUGACCCCAGCAGAACCCACUGAUGUCAACAAGAUUUUAGCUGAUCCAGAGGAACAGAUGAAAUCAGAAUCCUACAAGUACAUGGACAUCAGUAGAUCAGAAGAGAUUAAAUACCAAGAGAGCUGCGAUACAGUCAAGGAAGACACGAUCCCUCUCAGCUUGAUUAAUAAAGGAGCGGAGGACAAGUUUGGAGCAAAAGGGAUAUCACUGGAGGAAAAACAUGUGUCCAAAGAGGGCUCAUCUUCUCUACUGGACCACCAGUAUAGCCCCUCAGAAACAUCACAAGUCAAGAUUACACUGACGGAAAUAGAAACUAUGGAGGUUCCUGUGUCAAAGGAGGAAACUCCUGAAAAACAAGAAGUUGGUCUCAAACCAAGCCACGAAACAGUUCCUACAGUGACAGUAUCUGAGCCAGAAGAUGACAGCCCAGGCUCAAUUACGCCACCUUCUUCAGGAACAGAACCAUCUGGUUCUGAGUCUCAAGGUAAGGGAAGCCUUUCUGAAGAUGAACUUAUUAAUGCCAUUAAAGAAGCAAAGGGCUUCCCAUUUAAGCAUCCUGAAGGCCAAGGACCACAAACUGUUGUACCAGAAAAACAAGAUAAGAAAAACAAGUUGACAGAAUUUCCAGCAGGAAGUGCUCCCUUGGAUAAUGAAGCAAGCAGUGCUGAAUCUGGUGAUUCUGAAAUAGAAUUGGUAUCGGAAGACCCCCUAGCUGCUGAAGAAGUUCUCCAUUCCAACUACAUGACCUUCAGCCAUGCUGGAGGUCCUCCACCUUCCCCAGCCUCGCCUUCAAUACAGUAUAGCAUCCUGAGGGAAGAACGUGAAGCUGAACUGGACAGUGAGCUCAUAAUUGAAUCAUGUGAUGCUUCAUCAGCCUCUGAGGAGAGCCCGAAACGGGAGCAUGACUCUCCCUUAAUGAAGCCAAUCAUUAUGGACAUUAUCCAAGAAGAAAAUCACACUAGGAAUGAAGGCACCAGGGCUUCGGAUUACAAUUUAAGUGGCUCCAAGGAAAGCAGAAUGAACAGGGAAAAUCUAGCAGACUCAGCCUCCUACUUGAAGUGUUCCUUUGCCGCAUCUAAAGUCCAUGCUGAUACCGUGUCGUCUACCAUCAGUAGUGAAGAAAUAAAGGAUAAAGUAGCUCGGAAGAAAUCAGUUGAAAUGGCAGCGACUGCUACUGGAAAGAAAUCACCAUCCAAGGAUUCAUUGACAAGAAGUCCCUGGUCUUCACCACCACUGCCAUUUUUAAAUAAGCAAAAAGCUAUUGAUCUCUUAUACUGGCGUGACAUCAAGCAGACUGGGAUCAUGUUUGGAAGCAUCCUGCUGUUAUUGUUCUCACUAACCCAGUUCAGUGUUGUCAGUGUAAUUGCUUACUUGGCAUUAGCAGCUCUCUCAGCCACCAUCAGUUUCAGAAUCUACAAAUCCGUGUUACAGGCUGUGCAAAAAACCGAUGAAGGACACCCAUUCAAAAACUACUUGGAAAUGGAAAUGUCUCUCUCCCAGGAACAGAUUCAGAAAUACACAGAUUGCCUCCAGUCCUACGUGAACAGCACAGUCAAAGAACUUAGGCGGCUUUUUCUGGUCCAGGAUCUGGUAGAUUCCUUAAAGUUUGCAGUACUAAUGUGGUUGUUGACUUACGUUGGAGCUCUCUUCAAUGGCCUAACUCUCCUGAUAAUGGCUGUGGUCUCAAUGUUUACUCUACCUGUGGUAUAUGACAAGUAUCAGGCACAGAUUGAUCAAUACUUGGGGCUUGUGAGGACCCACAUAAAUACUGUUGUGGCAAAAAUCCAAGCCAAAAUCCCAGGCGCUAAGAGGAAGGCUGAGUAAAAGUAUAGCAGCAAGAAUCUAUCAACUACAGGAGUGAAUGAUAAGAGAGUCUGGGAUGAAAACAGCUCUGUUCUUUUUACUUAUAAUUUAUUAUUCAU
Molecule: messenger RNA, 2186 nt
Organism: Notechis scutatus (mainland tiger snake)
Lineage: Eukaryota; Metazoa; Chordata; Lepidosauria; Squamata; Elapidae
Gene: RTN1
Product: reticulon 1
Biological process (GO): endoplasmic reticulum tubular network formation; neuron differentiation; brain development
Cellular component (GO): neuron projection; endoplasmic reticulum membrane; postsynaptic density
Source: RefSeq, a predicted model, not a curated record